This is a messenger RNA of Silurus meridionalis, 3294 nucleotides long. RefSeq names its product phosphatidylinositol-5-phosphate 4-kinase, type II, alpha a (gene pip4k2aa). Gene Ontology annotation, biological process: phosphatidylinositol metabolic process. The transcript has 10 exons. The coding region runs from base 1090 to 2304 and encodes 404 amino acids. The record is from RefSeq and is a predicted model, not a curated record. NCBI's taxonomy places the organism in Eukaryota, Metazoa, Chordata, Actinopteri, Siluriformes, Siluridae. Gene Ontology annotation, molecular function: phosphatidylinositol kinase activity.
UGUUUCAUAUUGGGCUAAAAGGGAGAUUCUGGAAAUCAGAAAAGAUAUCAAUGUCAUAUUAAAAUUCAUGAAUGAAAGGAAAAGCAUUAAGACUCCGUGAAGGACAUCAUUCAGUGACUUGAUUCUUCGGAGGCCCGAUGUUUGUGGUCUAAAACGCCUUUUGCCGCAACGUACCGUAGAAAAGUGUGUCAAUCUUUUGGGUACCUCCGUCGGCCUCCUCCCGCUACACGCCGCGGCUAAAUCCCAAAAGGAAUGGGAUUGGAUAUCAUGUUCACUUGAACGGCUGGAGAUGUCUCUGUGUAAUAGCGUUAGUAGUGCACGUGUGUAGGGAGCACCGCGCGGAUUGGGAUGCGGCUCGUCAGUGGGCAGAACGCAACCGUGCCGGAAACGCUAGCUAACUGUUCAGUUACACGAACAGGAUUUUUUUUUUGUAAGAUAUCGUUAGAGCAAUUUGAAGACCCUCAUAGGCGAUUUUUUAGGUUUAGAAUAAACCCGGUUUUCCCGGUUGGAUAGACAAAACGAUUAAGAGAAAUCAUUACAGUUGACGGCUAGUCGCUGGAGCUUGCUAGACACCCAGUUAGUUUUUCAACGCUUUUUUUUUCGGGUUAGCUACAGGCUAAUAGGUUCGUUACCUCAGUCUCGAUAAGAGUUGCACCACUUUUAUAGCUUAACACCGUUAAAAAACGAGGACCGCUCGUUUUUGCAUUGAAGAACUGGCGUUGGUUUUAUUCGUCACUGUGCUGAGGCGUGAAUUUGACAUGGACGAUUGGUUGCUAGCCAGGCAGCUAGCUUAAACUGUCUUGCUAGUGACUAGUUACUAGUACUGGAGCACGCUUAUUGGAAGUCCAGGAUUUGCCAUAAAAAGGGAAAUAUUGUCUUUUUUUUUUUUUUUAAUCGAUGCAUGAGCGUCUGUGCAGCUUGCGUUUGGGUGUGAAGAGCUGAGAUUAUCCGAGCUGGGUUUGGACAGCUAUGCCAAGUGCCAAUUAACUGAGAGACAGUUAGUAAACUCUGAGGCGUUGGUGACAGAAGAAGAAGAAGAAGGAAAAGGACUGGGUGUGAGACUUCACAUUUCUUGCUGCGGAAAGUGAAAUGGCCACGGCCAGUAGCAUGGCUGCAUCGCUGGCGAGCAAAACGAAAACGAAGAAAAAACACUUCGUGGCGCAGAAAGUGAAGCUGUUCCGAGCCAGCGAUCCUCUGCUCAGUGUGCUCAUGUGGGGAGUCAACCACUCGAUAAAUGAGUUGAGUCAUGUUCAGAUCCCCAUCAUGCUGAUGCCUGAUGACUUCAAGGCCUAUUCAAAGAUAAAGGUGGACAACCACCUGUUUAACAAGGAGAAUAUGCCAAGUCACUUUAAAUUCAAGGAAUAUUGCCCUCUUGUUUUCCGUAAUUUAAGAGAAAGGUUUAGCAUUGACGACCAGGACUUCCAGAACUCUCUGACUCGCAGUGCACCUCUUGUAAGUGAGGCUCAGGGUCGUAGCGGUGCCCGUUUUCACACGUCCUAUGACAAGAGAUACGUCAUUAAGACCAUCAGCAGUGAGGAUGUAGCAGAGAUGCACAACAUCCUUAAAAAAUAUCACCAGUUUAUUGUGGAAUGUCAUGGUACCACACUGCUGCCUCAGUUUUUGGGCAUGUAUCGCAUCACCGUAGACGGAGAUGAAACCUACAUGAUCGUCACACGCAAUGUCUUCAGUCACCGCCUGUCUGUCUAUAAGAAAUAUGACUUGAAGGGAUCUACUGUCGCUAGGGAGGCCAGUGACAAGGAGAAGGCCAAGGAGCUGCCUACAUACAAGGACAACGACUUCAUCAACGAUGGACAGAAAAUAUACAUUAAUGAGGAAAAUAAAAAGAUAUUUCUUGAGAAACUCAGGAAGGAUGUGGAGUUCCUGGCUCAGCUGAAGCUGAUGGACUACAGUCUGUUGGUGGGGAUCCAUGAUGUGGAGCGAGCAGAGCAGGAGGAUGUGGAAAGUGAGGAUAAUGAAGGAGAUGAUGAAGGAGAGAGUGAUGGAGGGAUUGUUGGAACACCUCCAGACAGCCCCAGCAACACUCUGGACAGCACUAAACCCCUUUCACCGGGAGACUUUGACCCCACUAUCGAUGUCUACGCAAUUAAAAGUCACGAAAACUCUCCUCGGAAAGAAGUCUACUUUAUGGCAGUGAUUGACAUUCUGCAACAUUACGAUGCCAAGAAGAAAGCAGCUCAUGCAGCCAAAACAGUCAAGCAUGGAGCUGGAGCAGAGAUCUCUACCGUGAACCCAGAACAGUACUCUAAGAGAUUCUACGAUUUCAUUACCACCAUUCUACCCUAAACUGGAGCAAAACCCACACAGGGUCAAAGAGGGAUGCUGAUAGAGGGGUGCCUAAAUGCACUCACCCACCCUUACAGCAGCUACAACCACCAUUCGUUUACAUUUUCUUUUCUUUUUCUUUUUUAUUUGUUCUUUGCUGUUUUGUGGGACCAUAAGUGUGAUGAAACAGUAACAAGUACAAAUCUUUGUGGGAGCUAUGGAUUUUUUUGUUUUGGGUUUUCAAUGCAUGCCCCUCAUGCCUUUUUUUUUUUUUUUUUGUUUGUUUGUUUUUUUUUUUUUUAUAAAUACAUGUUAUUUUGCCUUCCUUCUAAGUGAAAGGGAGAGAGCGAGCAAAAGAGCAAGCGAGAAAAAGAGAGCGAGAGCAAGAGAGUGCAAAAUGCGAUGGUGUACGCGACUCAGUGAAUGGACAUGUACAUGAAGAAGGAAGUCACUCAGACGGGAGACUGAGAAGGAAAGGAGCCUUCAACUGCUGUAGAAUUCCUGACUUUCGACAAAAAUGAAAUGUAAAGCUAUUCCGUGCAAAAUCAGUCACCUGACCCAAAUUCAUGAAACAUGGCUCUUGCUUUUCUUUCCCCAAAUUUUGCCAUUUCAUAAGGCUGCCAUUACUCAUCUUCCCCAGUUAAACUUAAACCUGCCCCCUAAUGUAAAUCUACCCCUUUUCCGUCCAUGCUUCAUUUUAGUCAUAUACUUUGUUUAACCCAAUCUAACCCUGUACUUGACUUUUAUUUGUGUUACUAGUUCAAAGCUGCAGCACUUGUAAAUGAACAUACUUUCAUUAUGUUCGUUAAUGCAAUGUCUCUUCACAUGAAUUCUCCAAAACCAUGGCUCUCCUUCUCUGAAAAGACUGACUGCAAAAGAAAACGCUCCUGAGCUCCAUUCACGUUCAUGAAGGAAUGCACCUUCUGACUCUUGCAUGUUCCUACAGUGUUUCACCCAAGUUUGUGUGGUGGUGUUUUUUUUGUUGUUUUUCCUUUUAAAUUUUUUACAUUG